This is a messenger RNA of Sodiomyces alkalinus F11, 743 nucleotides long. RefSeq lists its product as hypothetical. The transcript is spliced from 2 exons. The record is from RefSeq and is a predicted model, not a curated record. NCBI's taxonomy places the organism in Eukaryota, Fungi, Ascomycota, Sordariomycetes, Glomerellales, Plectosphaerellaceae. Bases 300 to 743 code for a protein of 147 amino acids.
CUGAGACUGAGAGUAUACAAAUAAGGUAUAAAUAAGCCCAGCUACAUGGCAAGAAAAGGCAUGUACAAAGUCAAAGCACUGGAUUUUUCACUUUAAUCCAUUAGCUAAUCCCAUCGCCCAAGUUAUAUAAUAUUGUUUAUUAUUUAUUAUAUUAUACACCGAUCCCUCCGAUCCCCUGGACCCCUUCAUCAUCACCUUCCCGCUUCCAUCUCAAUUGCCUGAUUCUCGGUAUCAACCGUCCCUUACCUUACCUCACCUUAUUCUGAACAACGAAAAGAAUCAAGAAGCCAUCCGGCAUCAUGCGCACCAACUUCCUUGUCUCGGGCAUCCUUGCGGCCUGUAACUGGCACGCCACCGACUUCACGUGGGGCUCAUCGCCCGGCGGCACGGCGGGCACACUCCACCUGGCAGCCGAGGAGGGCUAUUUCGAAGGCGCGCCCGGGUUCAACGUCGUCUGCCACCCUAUCAUGGUGCAGCGCGGGUGGACGCCGUGCCGGGCACCUGACAACAGCGAGCUUCCGCGUGGGAACCGCGUCGACAUCAUCUGGACCUCGGGCCCCGUGCAGGGACGCUUCUACUUGGGCGCCGCGCAUAUCUUCGAGAUUGCCAAGUGCGGGUCGUGGGUGAACGCCACGGCGAGGACGGAUAUCGAAGUCCCCCGGCCGCCGCAGGCGGGCGCGAGCUUUGAGUUCCCUGUUACGCAUUUGGCUGUGAGCGGGACGGAGCCACCUUUGUCGGAGUAG